Molecule: messenger RNA, 1116 nt
Organism: Aspergillus puulaauensis
Lineage: Eukaryota; Fungi; Ascomycota; Eurotiomycetes; Eurotiales; Aspergillaceae
Gene: GAL10
Product: NAD-dependent epimerase/dehydratase family protein
Exons: 4
Coding region: 1-1116 (371 amino acids)
Biological process (GO): beta-D-galactose catabolic process via UDP-galactose, Leloir pathway
Cellular component (GO): cytosol
Molecular function (GO): UDP-glucose 4-epimerase activity
Source: RefSeq, a predicted model, not a curated record
AUGCCUUCUGGAUCCGUUCUCGUCACCGGUGGUACCGGCUACAUUGGCUCCUUCACCACCCUCGCCCUUCUUGAGGCUGGUUACAAGGUCGUCGUUGCUGACAACCUCUACAACUCCUCUCCUGAGGCUCUGAACCGCAUUGAGUUGAUCUCUGGCAAGAAGGCCGAGUUUGCGCAGCUCGAUGUCACCGACGAGGCUGCCUUCGACAAGGUCUUCGAAGCCCACCCGGACAUUGACAGCGUCAUCCACUUCGCCGCCUUGAAGGCCGUCGGCGAAUCUGGCGAGAAGCCCCUUGACUACUACCAUGUCAACGUCUACGGCACCAUCUGCCUCCUCCGCUCCAUGGUCCGCCACAACGUCACCAACAUUGUCUUCUCUAGCUCCGCUACCGUGUAUGGAGAUGCCACCCGUUUCCCCAACAUGAUCCCCAUCCCCGAGGUCUGCCCUCUCGGCCCUACAAACCCCUACGGCAACACCAAGUACGCUAUUGAGCUCGCCAUUACCGACGUUAUCAACGCCCAACGCAACAACGCCACCAAGGCAGGCAACGAGGCCGAGGCCACCAAGUGGAACGGUGCUCUGCUGCGCUACUUCAACCCCGCUGGUGCCCACCCCAGCGGUAUCAUGGGCGAGGACCCCCAGGGUGUCCCUUACAACCUGCUCCCCUUGCUCGCCCAAGUCGCCACUGGCAAGCGCGAGAAGCUCCUCGUCUUCGGAGAUGACUACGCCUCUCACGACGGAACCGCUAUCCGAGACUACAUCCACAUUCUUGACCUCGCAGACGGCCACCUCAAGGCCCUCAACUACCUCCGCUCCAACAACCCCGGUGUGCGCGCCUGGAACCUUGGUACCGGCCGCGGCAGCACCGUUUACGAGAUGGUCAGCGCCUUCUCCAAGGCCGUCGGCCGCGACCUCGCCUACGAAGUCGCUCCCCGCCGAGCCGGUGACGUUCUCAACCUCACCUCCAACCCGACCCGUGCCAACGAGGAGCUCGGCUGGAAGGCCCAGCGUACCCUCGAGCAGGCCUGCGAGGAUCUCUGGCUCUGGACUGAGAACAACCCCCAGGGAUACAGGCAACAGCCUCCCGCUACGCUGCUGGACCAGCUCAAGAAAUAA